AUGAAGCUCUCCAUCUUCACAAUCCUCAUAGCGAGUGCCGCCUUCACUGUGGCAGCUCCAGUUUCCACAAACGCAGAUGCAGUUGACCUCGAAAGCGUCGGUCGAGCAUACAUUCGUAACGAAGCUGCUGCUGUAGAUUUCGACAGUGUGGGGAGAGCCUACAAGAGAGAUUCCGCCAAUGACGCGGAUUUGGAAAGUGUUGGACGCGCUUACAAGCGAGGAUCUGCUGAGGAUGUUGAUUUAGAGAGUGUUGGAAGAGCGUACAAGCGAAAUGGGGCGGAAGAUGUUGAUCUGGAGGCCGUUGGACGUGCGUAUUAA
This is a messenger RNA of Glarea lozoyensis ATCC 20868, 318 nucleotides long. RefSeq lists its product as uncharacterized. The coding region runs from base 1 to 318 and encodes 105 amino acids. NCBI's taxonomy places the organism in Eukaryota, Fungi, Ascomycota, Leotiomycetes, Helotiales, Helotiaceae. The record is from RefSeq and is a predicted model, not a curated record. The transcript is spliced from 2 exons.